Messenger RNA from Symbiodinium sp. CCMP2456, 1104 nucleotides. Lineage: Eukaryota; Dinophyceae; Suessiales; Symbiodiniaceae. The record is from the annotation of a GenBank genome assembly.
AUGUUGUACACCCCACUGGACGGGAGCCCCGGAAGUCCGGAGACUGACAGUAGCCGGGAUGAUGCCGACGCGCAAUUCGCAUUCGACCCUUUGGUCGGUGGAUGCCAUGGCGGAUCUCAGAGCAAGGAUGCUUCGCUCGAGCGAAACAGCGGAUCGCUUCAGCUUCGCGAGACUUCGCAUGCGCCUGCCGUGGUCGAGGUAGCCAAGCAGGUGGUUGAAAUGAAGCGAUUGGAGGCUUCCACAGCGGUCGAGCUGGAGCGGCUGAAGCAAAGUGGUGCGACGGAAAGGACGAGGCUUCUGGAGGAGGGCCGGACACAACGGAGUGCUUGUGUCGCAGCCGUGAUGAAGCGGGUCAUGGAAGAGCACCAUCAAACCGAACGACAGAAGAUCGAGAGCACGGCGCAAGUGCAGCAGGCUGCUAUUGCUGCACGUGUGUCAGAGGCCGAGGCGCAAGCAAACACGCCCGCCCGGCCCAUGAGCCAUUGGUUGCUCCUGUGGCUAUGUUUGGGACAGUCGCGCAGGGUACGGAAGGUGGGGUUCCCCGUUCUGCGUGUUGCCGGCUUUCUAUUGGUUCUGCGGGGUAUCUGGAGCUCAGGGUUCAAAAGCACGCCGGUCACACUGUUACAGCGAGCGUGGCGGGCGGUCAGUACGUCUCUUCAGCAGCAGCUGCGGGAUCAGCUACAGCCGCUACAGCUCUCAGGGCGAGAUCGGCUCCCGGAGCUACCAGAGCUGCCAAGUUUGGCAAGUGCGAGCCGCACAACCUCAGGUCACAAUCUGAACACAUUUCACAAGGAGCUGGAAGACCUGGGUCUCGCAGGCUACUUGGAGGAGCUGCUGAGCUGCAAGUGCACUGUUUCAACGAGACUGCCCAAGCUUCUCCAUCAAUCCUCGCAAACGUCGUACAGGGCCACCUGGGCCUUCCCCAGUGCACCGAUCACGAUCAACAACAUCCUGGGGUUGGACUAUUGGAACAACCUGACCUAUGUACCGAUGAUGACUUCAGGAGCCGGUCGCUUGCUCGUCAGCGUCCAUGAGAUUCUUGAGCCGAAGAUGGCAUACAGCCGUCCUAGACUCGAAGAGGAGGACUUUGAACUCUUCGUGUGA